Molecule: messenger RNA, 1520 nt
Organism: Sardina pilchardus (European sardine)
Lineage: Eukaryota; Metazoa; Chordata; Actinopteri; Clupeiformes; Clupeidae
Gene: htr1ab
Product: 5-hydroxytryptamine (serotonin) receptor 1A b
Exons: 1
Coding region: 84-1304 (406 amino acids)
Biological process (GO): adenylate cyclase-activating adrenergic receptor signaling pathway; G protein-coupled dopamine receptor signaling pathway
Cellular component (GO): plasma membrane
Molecular function (GO): G protein-coupled serotonin receptor activity; dopamine neurotransmitter receptor activity, coupled via Gs
Source: RefSeq, a predicted model, not a curated record
UCUCCUGCCCCAAGACUGCGCUCCGGCAGACAGAUGGAGUUGCCAAGUGUCCGUUAUGCCAAGCACUAAGGCUUACCCCCGACAUGGAUGACAGAAACAAUACAUCUAUGCUGUUUCCGUACAACGGCACGGAUGGAGGCGACGAGAACUCAACUAGUGUCGAACUGACACUGAGCUACCAGAUCACCACAUCAUUCCUCCUUGGCGCGCUCAUCCUUUGCGCCAUCUUUGGGAACGCGUGUGUGGUGGCGGCUAUUGCGCUUGAAAGAUCUCUCCAAAACGUCGCGAACUAUCUCAUCGGCUCCUUGGCCGUCACAGAUCUGAUGGUGUCUGUACUGGUUCUUCCUAUGGCGGCACUUUAUCAAGUGCUAGACAAGUGGAAGCUGGGGCAGGUAACUUGCGACAUUUUUGUUUCUUUAGAUGUUCUAUGUUGCACCUCAUCAAUAUUGCACCUGUGCGCAAUAGCUCUGGAUAGAUAUUGGGCAAUAACAGACCCUAUAGACUAUAUGAAGAAAAGGACACUAAGGCGCGCUGCGGUUUUAAUCAGUGUUACAUGGCUGAUAGGAUUCUGCAUAUCAAUCCCACCCAUGCUUAUCAUGAAGUCUCAGACAGAAGCCGAGGAGCAGGUGUGCGUGAUCAAUGAAGAUCCCUGGUAUACCAUCUACUCCACUUCUUGCGCGUUCUAUAUCCCGCUUAUUUUAAUGCUGGUCUUGUACGGAAGGAUAUUCAAAGCAGCCAGGUUUCGUAUUCGAAGAACGGUCCGGAAAACUGAGAAGAAGAAAGUGAAAUGUUUGACUGUGUCACCGGCACUUUUUCACAAGAAGCCCAAGGCAGAGCUGAGCAAAAAUUGGAAGAGCACUGUGGAGCCAAAACCGACCUCGUGCGUAAAUGGCGCAGUGAAGCACGCCGAAGAUGGCGAGUCUUUGGAGAUCAUUGAGGUGCACAGUAGUUCCAAAAACAACCUUCCUCUCCCCAACACACCCCAGUCCGUCCCGCUGUUUGAGAACAGGCACGAAAAGAACACCGAGGCAAAGAGGAAAAUAGCACUGGCUCGGGAGCGCAAAACUGUGAAGACGCUCGGUAUUAUCAUGGGUACGUUCAUUUUUUGUUGGUUGCCCUUUUUCAUUAAAGCGCUGGUGGUACCCUUCUGCCCAGGAUGUAAUUUCCCCGUCUGGCUCCGCGACGUGAUCAACUGGCUCGGGUAUUCAAACUCUCUGCUAAACCCUAUCAUAUACGCUUAUUUCAACAAAGACUUUCAAAGUGCUUUUAGGAAAAUAAUAAAAUGUCAUUAUUGCAGACCAUGAAAAUAUUUUUGUAUUCCAAUAGAUAAAAAAAAAAUAGGGCUCACUUGAUCAGCAUUUGUUCACAGCAUAUGUUGACAAUGUUUCCAGGUUUUAAUGCAGUGAUUAAAAGCAUAGCUUGAUAAUAUGUGACAUAAUAUAAUUACAGAUAAACAAAUACAAUUGUAUUAUCAUUAUUGUCAUUAUUAUUAUUAUUAUUAUUAUUAUUAUUAUUAUUAU